Molecule: messenger RNA, 735 nt
Organism: Labeo rohita (rohu)
Lineage: Eukaryota; Metazoa; Chordata; Actinopteri; Cypriniformes; Cyprinidae
Product: guanylin family protein
Exons: 3
Coding region: 91-408 (105 amino acids)
Cellular component (GO): extracellular region
Molecular function (GO): guanylate cyclase activator activity
Source: RefSeq, a predicted model, not a curated record
GAGACAAAACGAGAACUAAGGCAGAGAUUGUUGUGACAACAACUGAAAAACAAACUACAACUACACGGUUCUUGAGAAGAAUCAGCAAGCAUGAAGACUGUUUUGUCUGUCGCUUUCCUCGUUGUGGCUCUUUGCUUGGUCUGUGAGGCUGUGCAAGUCCAGGAAGGCAAUUUUUCCUUUUCACUGGACUCGGUGAAAGUUCUCCAGCAAUUAAUCGACAAACCACAAACACAAAACCUUCGGCUGGCCAAGACGAGCUACUUCUCUGUAUGUUCCAAUCCAACCCUGCCACAGGAGUUUGUGCCUCUGUGCAUGCAGAGAGGAGCAACAAUGUCCUUCGCUAGACUAGCAUCCGUGCCUGUCGACGUCUGUGAAAUAUGUGCUUUUGCGGCCUGUACCGGCUGCUAAUUCCUCCCAUCAUUCCUUCGCUUGAUCAUUCUCACCUCGAAUUAAUAAUAAAAUCUGCAUAUUUCCAUUUACUGCCAUAAGUUCUCACAAUUAACCAUAUGAACUUUGUUGCCUGAAUGGCAAAACUCCAAAUGGCAGCACUGUUAAUGAACUGUUACUUCCUUCCCCUCUUUCCUUUCCCAUAUUUUGUUUUGUUACAGCACAUAUUUCAUUUAUUUAAGAAAGAAGUGUCUUUUGUUAUUUUUCUAUUUCUCAGUUUUGCUGGGUUUUAUACUCCUUUGUGUGUGGUAAUGCCUCAGUGUUCAAUAAAAUGCAUUGAAAAUCGAA